CAGGCUCCGCGGCACACAGCUCCCGGCGGCGCGCGGCCUGUCCAUGGCUGACCUGAGCUUCAUCGAGGAUUCCGUCGCCUUCCCCGAGAAGGAGGAGGACGAGGAGGAAGAGGAGGAGGGCGUGGAGUGGGGCUACGAGGAAGGUGUUGAGUGGGGCUUGGUGUUCCCAGAUGCUAAUGGUGAAUAUCAGUCUCCUAUCAACCUAAACUCCAGAGAAGCCAGAUAUGACCCCACGCUGCUGGAUGUCCGCCUCUCUCCAAAUUAUGUGGUCUGCCGGGACUGUGAAGUCACCAACGACGGACACACCAUUCAAGUUAUUCUGAAGUCAAAAUCAGUUCUGUCAGGAGGACCAUUGCCUCAGGGACAUGAGUUUGAACUAUAUGAAGUUAGAUUCCACUGGGGAAGAGAAAACCAGCGUGGUUCUGAGCACACAGUUAAUUUCAAAGCUUUUCCUAUGGAGCUCCAUCUGAUCCACUGGAAUGCCACGCUGUUCGGCAGCAUCGAUGAAGCCGUGGGGAAGCCGCAUGGCAUUGCCAUCAUUGCCUUGUUUGUUCAGAUUGGAAAGGAACAUGUGGGCUUGAAGGCUGUGACUGAAAUACUCCAGGAUAUUCAAUAUAAGGGGAAGUCUAAAACAAUACCUUGCUUUAACCCUAAUACUUUAUUACCAGACCCUUUGCUGCGGGAUUACUGGGUCUACGAAGGCUCACUUACUAUCCCGCCUUGCAGUGAAGGUGUUACCUGGAUAUUAUUCAGAUACCCUUUAACUAUAUCCCAGCUACAGAUAGAAGAAUUUCGAAGACUGAGGACACAUGUUAAGGGGGCAGAACUUGUGGAAGGCUGUGAUGGGAUUUUGGGAGACAAUUUUCGGCCUACUCAGCCACUUAGUGACAGAGUGAUUAGAGCUGCAUUUCAGUAGCCAGAGAGAACAGGAUCAAGCCCAUCUAUAGCAGGGAGGAAGACUGUGUUCCUGUGGUACCCUCGGAUGAGAAGUGAACACUGAGCAGGAACUUCACUUUAUCCUCCAAGCAUGAAUUGACUGUGUGUCUUUAUCUAUUCAAGCUUCCAUGGACAUCUGUGACAGUGGCCUGUAUACAUGCUGUUAGGAAAUAUUAGAAGUGGCUGUACAUUCUCAAGAAACCAUAUAUAUCUCACUGAUACUGACAUUUAUGUUGUUGCUUUUUGUUUAUGUGUAGAAGAAAUGAAAGUAGUUUUUACAGUUAUUAGUAUGAAUAUGUAUCUUGUUUUAAUACUGAGACAAGAAAAAUACAUUUUCAGAGUUAGUAGUCAUUCAUUUUCUGUAUACAACAGAAAAUUAUCUCAUUCAAAACCUAGUAUAAUCUUGACAAUAAAACAAGAGUUCUUCAAGAGAAACCUAGAUCUUAAAAAUGUAAUAAGAAGAAUUCAUUAAAAAUUAUGUCUUUUGUUAUUUUUAAGUACCCAUGCCAAAAUUAAUGUCA
Jaculus jaculus (lesser Egyptian jerboa) is the source of this 1457-nucleotide messenger RNA. It is a transcript of the gene Ca8, whose product is annotated as carbonic anhydrase 8. The transcript has 9 exons. Bases 44 to 916 code for a protein of 290 amino acids. Lineage: Eukaryota; Metazoa; Chordata; Mammalia; Rodentia; Dipodidae. Gene Ontology annotation, molecular function: zinc ion binding; carbonate dehydratase activity. The record is from RefSeq and is a predicted model, not a curated record.